Necator americanus (New World hookworm) is the source of this 429-nucleotide messenger RNA. RefSeq lists its product as uncharacterized. The record is from RefSeq and is a predicted model, not a curated record. Bases 1 to 429 code for a protein of 142 amino acids. NCBI's taxonomy places the organism in Eukaryota, Metazoa, Nematoda, Chromadorea, Rhabditida, Ancylostomatidae. The transcript has 2 exons.
AUGUACAAGGUUUUGGAACGGACUAUCCUGGAACGACUCAUUAAACAUCGCGAAGAAACAACGCGCGACGAUGGAGUACCAGGAAAGCUUGUGGUAAGUGGAGUAAGACAAGAGGCAGUGGCAGGACCCUUCCUGUUCAACUUCGCUAUCGACGACAUCAUGCGGAGAACAGUCGAUCAGUAUCUUGUCGAUAUCGUCUUAGCAUCAUCAGGGUGCCCCCUGACUGAUCUCGAAUACGCCGACGAUGUUAUUAUAUUCGCGGAAGGCAGUACGAAUCAUCAACAUGUUGUCAACCUUGUAUCGAAGCUGGCUGCAGCCUAUGGACUACGCCUACGCCCUGAUGAAUGCAAGCAGAUGUGGGUCUCUUUGAAACUUCGAACGGGAAUCAGGGUGGACGGAAAACCGAUCGAACUCAUCGAUCUGAUCUGA